Spodoptera frugiperda (fall armyworm) is the source of this 1002-nucleotide messenger RNA. Its product is annotated as immunoglobulin-binding protein Sbi-like. Lineage: Eukaryota; Metazoa; Arthropoda; Insecta; Lepidoptera; Noctuidae. The transcript is spliced from 3 exons. The coding region runs from base 127 to 816 and encodes 229 amino acids. The record is from RefSeq and is a predicted model, not a curated record.
UUGCGGGUAAAUAUAUAAUCAAAUCAUAAAAUUAUAUCAUGCACUUCUACCUUAAACUAAAGAACAAGGAAGCAAACUCAUUGAAACAAACGUGUUGGAAGAAUUAUCUGAAACAAAUCAUUUAAAAUGUGCAGCAAAAUUAUUUACUGUUUGUUUUUCAUCGCUGUCGUGUCAGCGCGGCAUACGGUACGCUACGAUGAACUUGACGACGCGGACCACCAUUUGCUGCGAGCUGCGUACGAGACUCCUUCCUACGAUCAUGACGAGUACCAAGAACAGGAUGACAUGUCCCUAGGCAAGCUGGACUUGCUAAAGGACGGGCUCUGGGCUGUCAAGGCUAAGAUAAAAGAACUCAAAGCUUUUAACAAAGCUAUGGCCGCUAAUUUUCUGGCCACCAAGCUAAAGGUGAAAGAAUUGCUGGCGAACAGCAUCCCUUUAAAGAAACAUCAUCAUGCGGAUAAGAAACCUUCAUAUAAUUAUCAGGCUCCAUCGUAUCAGCCGCAGUACUCGGCACCACAGUACACAGCGCCGGCGCCCCAAUACUCCGCACCUCAGGUCUCCGUUUCUCAACACUCCGCGCCUCAAUAUUCCGCACCUCAGGUCUCCGUGCCUCAAUACUCCGCACCUCAGAUCUCCGUGCCUCAAUACUCCGCACCUCAAUUCUCCGCACCUCAAUUCUCCGCACCUCAAUUCUCCGUGCCUCAAUCUGCGCCCCUGCAUGUGGAACCGCAGUACAUCGAGCCCCACAACCCACAGUACACAGAGCCCCAGUACGCACCCGCACAGCACCAACACGACCCCUAUUACGGACAUUAACAUUAUCAGACCUUGUUUUACCUUGCAUAAUUUAUUUAUCUAAUACAUUUUUAUUUUGUCGUCUCUCUAUAUUCUUUACCAAAGAAAAAGGGUUGAUGUUAAUGUUUUAUCUUUAUUCGUUAUCCAAUGUUAAAUUUUAAUGAUGUACUUACAUUUCUAUUACUAAUAAACUAUUCUUGUUGUAAG